AUUCAAAAGGCUCUUUUCCCCCAGGUGUACUUCGACCUGCGGAUUGGCGAUGAAGACAUAGGCCGGGUGGUCAUAGGUCUCUUUGGAAAGACUGUUCCAAAAACAGUGGAUAAUUUUGUGGCCUUAGCUACGGGAGAGAAAGGAUUUGGCUACAAAGACAGCAAAUUCCAUCGUGUGAUCAAGGACUUCAUGAUCCAGGGCGGAGACUUCACUCGGGGAGAUGGCACUGGAGGUAAGAGCAUCUACGGUGAACGCUUCCCUGAUGAGAACUUCAAGCUGAAACACUAUGGGCCCGGCUGGGUGAGCAUGGCCAAUGCUGGCAAAGACACCAAUGGCUCCCAGUUCUUUAUCACCACAGUCAAGACAGCCUGGCUGGAUGGCAAGCAUGUGGUGUUUGGCAAAGUUCUAGAGGGCAUGGAAGUAGUACGGAAGGUGGAGAGCACCAAGACGGAUGGUCGGGACAAGCCCCUGAAGGAUGUGAUCAUUGCAGACUGUGGCAAGAUCGAGGUGGAAAAGCCCUUUGCCAUUGCCAAGGAGUAGGGCCCCAGGGACAGCUUCCUCUUGAGCGACUGUUUGGGCCUGUUGCCCUCUCGGGGGGAGUGAAGACAGCCCUCCACCGGGCUCUGCUGCACCAGCCCUAGUGCGGAUGUCUGACAGAGCGGACCCGCCCCUCACAUUCCACAGGCCCAGUUUUGUAACAAACUUCUACCAUCACUGACCAAUUAAAAAAAUAAGGUGGGUUUUUUUAUAA
Molecule: messenger RNA, 751 nt
Organism: Myotis brandtii (Brandt's bat)
Lineage: Eukaryota; Metazoa; Chordata; Mammalia; Chiroptera; Vespertilionidae
Gene: PPIB
Product: peptidylprolyl isomerase B (cyclophilin B)
Exons: 4
Biological process (GO): protein peptidyl-prolyl isomerization; protein folding
Cellular component (GO): intracellular membrane-bounded organelle
Molecular function (GO): peptidyl-prolyl cis-trans isomerase activity
Source: RefSeq, a predicted model, not a curated record